AUGGCUCCAAAGAGACAGGCUCCAGUGUCUCCUGCAUCUCCCGCCAAGAAAGCAAAAGGGUCGUCCGGCAAUCAGCAAAAGACCCUCGCCUCCUUCUUUGCCUCUCCCUCAAAGGCAAAGUCGUCGAAACCGAACGACAGCGAGGUCAUCACAAUUGACGACUCGGAUGAUGAAGAGCGUCCUGUUCCAGCGACAAUGAAGCUGCCAACUGUCGGGGAGAAGUCCCGGAAGCAGGCGACGUCCGCUCUCGGGUCUGAGGGUGCCAGAUCGGAUACCGACAAGAUUAGUCGGGACAACAAGCCCAUAGACAUACUGGAUGAUGAAGAUGAAGACAUCAAGCCUGUUCCCGAAUGCUCGAAAAGCACGCAUCCUAGCAAGGGAAAGGCCUCGAUAUCAACGCAGAAGAAGGACGCCUUUUCAAAGACUCCAGUCAUAGCAUCGGAGGCAGGCAACUCUGUCCAGCCUCUUGACUUUGACACUGAUCCCUUCGUCUUUAUCCCCUCCAGUAUCGAUACUGCCCUAUGGCCGAAAGGUCGUCUACCGUAUAGCAUCCUUGUGGGCGUCUAUGUGCAGGUAUCCGGCACGCGAUCUCGGUUGGCUAUAGUGCGCAUAAUAACCAAUUUCUUGCAUCUCGUCAUGCAUGCUUCUCCUGUCGACCUGUCCCCCUCUCUCUACCUUCUAUCCAACCAUCUCGCCCCCUCAUAUGUGCCCUGUGAUCUCGGCAUCGGUUCGCAAAUCCUUUCCAAGGCUAUGCAAGAAGUCUCUGGCCUCCAGCCGCGCGAUCUCAAGCGUCUGUAUCAAAAGUAUGGGGACCCUGGGGACGUCGCUUUUGAGGCCAAGACCAAUUUGCGAACGCUCAUCAAGCCAGCGCCUCUGUUGGCAGCAGAUGUCUAUGAGAAGCUCAUCGGGCUAUCUAAAAUCAAAGGCAGCUCCAGUGGGAAGGUGAAGGGUGAUAUUGUUCGAAAGUUGAUGGUCCAGGCAAGAGGAGAAGAAGUCAGAUUCUUGGUCAGAAGUAUGAUAGGCAAUUUAAGGAUCGGAGCCGUAAAAUUGACGCUUCUCACCGCCUUGGCCCGCGCCACAGCACUACUCCAUCUCCCCAAGGACCUGCGAUCCACCAUACUUCCACUCCCUGUACCGACCCUUGAUGGCAAAGGCAAACGCUCGACCAAAGUGAAACCAGAGACGGAUCCUUCUCGUGAAGCAGCCGAACAACUAUGCCUUUCGGCUAUCGGUGUGGUGCGCAAAGCAUACGUUCGCCAUCCAAACUAUGCGCACCUGAUCAAAGGAUUAGAGCUUGGUGUUGAGGGUCUCGAGGAGAGAGUUGCUGUGACUGUCGGUAUACCAUUAUCCCCCAUGCUUGGAUCUAUCACAAGAUCGCUCAAUGAGGUAUUUACGCGACUUGGCAAGCUGCCGUUCACAGCCGAAGCCAAACUGGAUGGGCAGAGAGUACAGUGCCAUGUAAGGCUCGAAGGACCGCAAGGCGAGGAUGACGGAGGCGGUAGAUGGGUUGUGGGAGACACUGGCGACAAGAUCUGGGUCAGAUUGUUCAGCAGGCACCUCGACGAUAUGACCGAAAAGUAUCCAGAUGUCUGUCAAUUACUUCUCCGGCUUUUAAAACGCACUUUGCCGGCCGAGCGAUUACCUUUUCCUUCAUCGACAUUGACCGAGCCCCAGUCGGUGCUCGAUCUCCUCAAGACGGAAAAGAUAACGUCAUUCAUCAUCGACGCAGAGAUAGUAGCCAUUGAUAAAGAUACCGGUGCUUUCAAAACUUUCCAAGAGCUGAGCAAUCGAGCCAAGAAGGAUGUAAGAGAAGAGGAUAUCAAAGUCAUCGUUGGUGUCUACGCCUUUGACCUCAUGGUGUUGAAUGAUAUACCACUUCUGGGGAGCCCCUUUUCGCACCGCCGUCACUUGAUGCGUACUUUCCUACCGCCAUUGACUCCGACCAAAGUCUCUCCCCAAAGCUCACUUAUUGCUGCUCGGUUCAAUCACGUCGAAUCGGUCGACUCGACCAAAUUUGAAGAUGCACCCGCAGAACUACAAGCGUUCUUUGAAAAAGUAGUAGAGAACAAGUGCGAGGGGUUGAUGGUCAAACUUCUCGAGAGUGGAGAAGGGCUGGAGGGCGAAGAUGCAGAAGCGGAAGAGGAGGGAGAGACCGAGGUGAAGCGCAAGUUUGGCAAUAGAAAGCCAUUACCUGCCACGUAUGAACCAGACCAAAGAAGUCAGGGCUGGCUCAAAGUCAAGAAAGAUUAUCUGGAAGGCCUUGGUGAUUCGCUGGAUCUUGUACCGAUUGGUGCUUGGUGGGGCAAUGGACGAAAGGCGGGCUGGUGGAGCCCGAUUCUUCUGGCCUGCCAUAAUCCAGAGAGCGGCGCACUAGAAGCUGUCUGUAAAUGCAUGUCUGGGUUUUCUGACGCAUUCUACAAGGACCUCACGAAGCGGUAUCCGGCCGAAGGCAUGCCUGAAAAAUGCAACAAGGCGACUCCGCUAGGGUAUAUCGAUACCAAUGGGCUGACGCCGGACGUUUGGUUUGCUCCGAGCGAGGUGUGGGAGAUUCGGGGUGCAGACAUCACACUAUCGCCAGUCUACCCAGCAGCUUCUUCAGCUCUGGGCUCUGAACGCGGCCUCAGUGUCAGAUUCCCAAGAUUCAUGAAAGUCAGAGAGGAUAAGACUUGGGAAGAAGCAACGACGAGCGAGCAAUUUGCAGACAUGUACAGGAAGCAAAUGGAGACAAAGCCAGAAGCUGCAGAGGGCGCGGGGGAAGAAGACGAAGACGUAUAA
Cryptococcus amylolentus CBS 6039 is the source of this 2775-nucleotide messenger RNA. RefSeq lists its product as hypothetical. The transcript has 9 exons. Gene Ontology annotation, cellular component: DNA ligase III-XRCC1 complex. The coding region runs from base 1 to 2775 and encodes 924 amino acids. Lineage: Eukaryota; Fungi; Basidiomycota; Tremellomycetes; Tremellales; Cryptococcaceae. Gene Ontology annotation, molecular function: DNA ligase (ATP) activity; ATP binding; DNA binding. The record is from RefSeq and is a predicted model, not a curated record. Gene Ontology annotation, biological process: double-strand break repair via alternative nonhomologous end joining; DNA recombination; mitochondrial DNA repair.